This is a messenger RNA of Durusdinium trenchii, 1239 nucleotides long. The record is from the annotation of a GenBank genome assembly. NCBI's taxonomy places the organism in Eukaryota, Dinophyceae, Suessiales, Symbiodiniaceae.
AUGCCCAAAAGGAAGAGGGAGACCAAGACGCCCACACAGCUGCGGAAUGCCAGGAAGCGCAAGGCGAAGAAGCGAGAAAAGGCAACCGCUCGACUGCAGGAUCCAUCCCUUGUCUACAUUGACGAUCCCCUCAGCGCACCGACUGUGCUCCAAGCUAAGCACUUCUUCAAAGAGUUGGGGCAGCGGCUGCCCCUACAGCUCAAGGCCAAAGAAGGCUGGCGCUCCUCAGCGAAGCUCGCUGUACGCAGAGGAGCUGAUGGCUUGAAGAUUGGGCUUUUCCUCCCCAAGUCACAUGAGAUCAUCUCGGUCUUGGGCUGCUCUGCUCAUCAUCCUGCGAUCAACCAAGCCUUGGAGGCCAUCACAGUGAUUGGCGCCUCUGGAAAGAUCAAAGGCUACGACGAACUUGACGGCACAGGGGACCUUCGCUAUGUGAAGCUGGACGUGGAGCGAAGCACCGAACUGGUUCAGGUGACGCUGGUGUGGAAUGCCUCCUCGCAGGAGGAGGCGGGCUCCAGCCUGUCCUGGUUACUGAAAAAGCUGAAGCGACAUGAGUUGUGGCACUCCAUCUGGUUGAACUUCAAUGCGGCCGACAAGCACACCUCCCGCAUUCUGGCCUACGAAAAAGAGGCCUGGUUGCAGGUGCACGGCCCCAAGCGUUUCCUGCGGGAGGCGCUUCACAGCGUGGAGGGCGAAGCAGUGGAACUCUGCUUUCCGCCCUUCGUCUUCCGCCAAGCGAAUCUUUGCGCCUUCGAAGAUAUUGUGAGCUUGGCACGGCACUUCGUGCCUGCGCAGAGUGUGGUAGUGGAGCUGUAUGGAGGCGUUGGCACCAUUGGUCUUCAUUUGGCCGACCGGGUGAGUUCGCUGGUGUGCAGCGACGAGAAUCCUCACAACAGGCUUUGCUUCAAGCGUAGUGCCAAAGCUCUUCCAGAAGAGCUCAGGCCACACUUGAGCUACGUCCAGGGUGAUGCCGCUUCACAGGUCAAGAGCGUCCCUACAGCUGAUGUGGUGAUUGUGGACCCGCCCAGAAAGGGGUUGGACGAGGCUGUUCUCCAAGCCCUCUGUCGGUCGAGAAAGAAGAAACAGCAGCGGCUCAUUUAUGUCAGCUGCGGCUUCCCCGCCUUCCAGCGUGACUGCCAAAAGUUGAUAGAUGCAGGAUGGACGGUCCACCAUGCAGAGGGCUUCAUCCUCUUCCCUGGUGCGGAUCACCUGGAGACCUUCUGCGUCUUUGACCGAGCAUGA